AUGUAUGCCAGCCAUCAUCUAGGCGCAGAAUAAACAGAGUGUAAGGUCGCUUCACCUUUAUCGGUGGAGCUAGUUCUCCACCAGGCCACCACAACCCUACCUGCCAUUCGCUUCACAGAUCGAGUCUCAAACAAGUAACCAGCGCGACACCUCACAAGCCAUGGAGGUUGCAACGGGAGCACUAGGCACCCUGAUCCCCAAGCUCGGCCAGCUCCUCCAGGAUGAGUACAACCUGCAGAAGGGCGCCAAGAAGAACAUCGAGUUCCUGUCUAAGGAGCUCGAAAGGAUACGAGCCGCCCUCUGCAAUGUCGGCGAGGUGCCAGUGGAGCAGCUCAACGAGCUGGUAAGGAUCUGGUCCCGGGAUGUCAGGGAGCUGUCGUAUGACAUGGAGGACAUCGUAGACACCUUCAUGGGGCGUGUCCAGGGCCCUGACACCCCGAGCAAGAAGAGUGCCAAAAGAUUCAUCAAGAAGUUGGGCAAUAUAGUCACCAAGGCCAAGACUCGCCAUGAGAUCGCCAAAGAGAUCAAGGACAUCAAGGAGCGUGUCAGGGAAGUGGCCGAGCGACGCGACAGGUACAAGGUUGAUGCUAUUAAACCUGUCAAAACAUUGGUUGACCCUCGCAUAACAGCUCUAUACACUAAGACUACAGAUCUCGUUGGCAUUGAUGAGGCAAGAGAAGAACUAAUCACGAGGCUGACAAAGGGAGAUGGCAUGUCCGCGCAGCAGCAAAGGGUUGUCUCUAUCGUUGGUUUUGGAGGAUUAGGCAAGACAACACUUGCCAAAGCAGUGUAUGACCAGCUUAGAGUGCAAUUUGAUUGCACGGCUUUUGUUUCAGUCUCUCAGAAUCCUGACUUGAACAAACUUCUCAAGAAUCUGCUGUAUGAACUUGACAAGCAAAAACAUGCCAAGAUUCAUAGCACCAUGUUGGAAGAAAGGCACCUCAUCGACCUAAUCCGAGAGUUCCUCCAAAAUAAAAGGUACCUCAUUGUCAUUGAUGAUAUAUGGGAUAUGAAACCAUGGGGGAUACUACAAUGUUCUUUACAUGAUAAUGGCCUGAAAAGCAUAAUAAUCACAACUACUCGCAUACUUGAUGUAGCUGAGCAAAUUGGUGGUUGCUAUAAGCAGAAACCUCUAACGCAUGAGAGCUCUAAAAAGCUAUUCUAUGGAAGAAUAUUUGGCUCUGAAGGCACAUGUCCUGGGCAAUAUUUUGAGGUAUCUGAAAAGAUUUUGAAGAAAUGCGGAGGUGUGCCAUUAGCUAUCAUUACCACAUCUAGCUUGCUGGCUAAUAAAUCAGGAAAUAUAAAAGAGUGGAAUGACGUCUGUGGCUCUAUUGGUUCCGGACUUGCACGCAAUCCUAGUAUGGAUGGUAUGAGGAAGAUACUGUUGCUUAGUUAUCAUGAUCUUCCAGCUCAUCUGAAGGCAUGUUUAUUGUAUCUAAGUAUAUUUCCAGAAGACUAUGAGAUUCAUAAAAUGCGGUUAAUAUGGAAGUGGAUAGCUGAAGAUUUUGUCCAUUGUGAAGAAGAGAGUCAAAGUUUAUUUGAGCUUGGAGAGAGUUACUUGAAUGAGCUUCUAAAUAGAAGCCUGAUUCAGGUAGCAAGUACGAAUUCUGAUGACACCAUUUGGUCUUGCCGUGUGCAUGAUAUGGUACUUGAACUCAUUUGCUCCUUGUCAAGAGAAGAAAGUUUUGUUACCACGGUAUUAGGAGAUAGUAGGCAAAGCAUGCCUUCUUCUGGAAGCAUGGUUCGCAGGUUAUCUCUCCAGAGUACGACUUGGCCUACAAUGGAAAUGUCAAAAUUGAGGUCCGUUACUAUCUUCAGUCCCGCUAUAAUUAAUACAAUGCCAUCCCUUUCGUGUUGUCAUCUGCUGCGUGUGUUGGAUCUCGAAGGUUGCAAUCUCAAGGAACAUCCAAGUUUGAGGUUUAUCGGGAAUUUAUUUCACCUGAGGUAUCUAAGUCUAGCAGUCACUGGAUAUGCUGGCGAGCUGCCAGUGGAGAUAGCGAAGCUACAGUUUUUGCAGACAUUACGCUUAGACGAUACUCAAAUAGAAGAACUGCCGUCAGGUAUUGUAGGCCUAACACAGUUGAUGUGCCUAUCUGUUGCUGGGCGUACAAGUCUGCCAAAUGGGUUGCUGAGGUAUCUACCAUCCCUAGAAAUGCUAGGGGUUGUGAGAGUGGAUUCUGCAUGCAUUGCGGGAGAGCUAGGCCUUCUGACGCAACUGAGAGUCCUUGCAGUGCAUCUCUCAAUUGACAAGGAAUGCAGAUGGGAUGAAAACAUGUGUACAGCUUUGGUGGGGUCUCUUGGGAAAUUGCACAAAAUCCAAUAUCUAGUAGUAGACUCAGACAUGUCAGCCAAUCUCGAAGCAGGCUCAGUGGAGUCCCUGGGCAACCUGAGCUAUCUACGUAUUGGUACAGCCACUUCCUUGCCAACAUGGAUUCGCCCUGCAUUGCUUCUCUCCUCCCUAGACAUAGCGGUGGUUCAAGUGAGAAGGGAGGAUAUCCAAGUCCUCGGGAGGCUGCAGGCUCUUCGUUAUCUUGAUUUAACUGUGGCCGGCGACAUCAUACAAGUGCUGGAAAGGUUCAUGGUCAGCCCUGACUCUUUCCCAUGUGCAACAACAUGUACUUUCGAUGGUUUUACAAUGGUUCCGUCUACAUUCCCACCAGGAGCUAUGCCAAGACUUGAAAAUUUUACAUUUGUCAUCCCACUAGAGGCUUUCUCGCGAGGUGAAUUUACUACUGACGACCUAGCCUUGGGCCACCUCCCCUCCCUUCAGGAUGUGAAUGUUGGCCUUUAUUUUGGAGUUGGGAAAGUCAGCGAAGAGGUGGUAACAAAAGUGACAGACAAGCUAAGGCGCGAGGCGGAUGUCCACCCCAACCAGCCCGGCCUUCACCUGGUUGCACGAUAAUUAGUAGUAUUGUAGUAGCUUAUUCUAAUAAUUAGUAGUAUUGUAGUAGCUUAUUCUAGUUGCUUGAUAUUUCCAUUCCAAUCUUACCAUGCAUGACAUUUAUUUCGCAUGCAUGUUUAAUUUACACAUGGUGCAGUAGUAGCUGCAUGGUGUGACAACUCAGUAAAUAAACUAGAAAAUCCUAGUAAUUCACUCACUACCAUGCAUGACUGGUAAUUGGACAAGCUUGAUUACCUUGUGGUUUUUUUA
Messenger RNA from Panicum hallii, 3151 nucleotides. RefSeq names its product putative disease resistance protein At1g50180. Gene Ontology annotation, biological process: defense response to other organism. Gene Ontology annotation, molecular function: ADP binding. The coding region runs from base 161 to 2902 and encodes 913 amino acids. The transcript is spliced from 3 exons. The record is from RefSeq and is a predicted model, not a curated record. Lineage: Eukaryota; Viridiplantae; Streptophyta; Magnoliopsida; Poales; Poaceae.